CUCUUAUAUGAUGCUUUUCCACCGUCAGUCACCAGUCCUACAGAAAAACCGGGUGGACAUGGCCUUAGACAAGGAGGACAGAGCCCCAUGGGACUCUUAACUAUCUUAUUAACAGCUGUUUCUUUAUGUGAUGAUGAAGGCUACAUGGAACGAGGGUGAGAUGCACUGAGCACCACGAUGAACUGCACGGACCAGAGUGAUAAGGAGAAGCUUAUCGUCUUCAUCACCCUGCCACUGUCCACCAUUAUCAUCCUCACCAACCUCAUCAUCAUCGUGGGUAUUGCCUGCAACAGACAGCUCCACAACACGCCCAACUACUUCUUCCUGAGCCUGCUGGUGGCAGAUCUUUGCACGGGCCUUGCUCUGCCCUUCAUCCCUCGCAUGGGUCUCAACCGAUCGCUACACUUUUGGUCCUGCCUGCUCGUACACAUCUUCCCCAAUUUCCUCUUCCUGUCCUUCCUUUUCAACCUGGUCAUGGUGCACUAUGAGCGGUAUCUGUGUAUAGUCCGUCCGCUGCACUACAGCCAGUUUUGGGUGCACCGCUGCUUUCCGGCUGCACUUUUAGCCGUAUGGAUUCCUCCUCUCCUCUAUGCUAGUUUACCCGCCUUUGGAUGGAACAACUGGACAGAGAAACAACUUAACCUCAGCUUGGAUGCUAAUAUGUGUAAUGUUCAUCUGCAUGAAAAUGAAUCCGCUAGAAGUGGACAUAACUGUUCAGGAAGGACACUUGAUGAUGAUUAUUGUUCCUACAAACAAAUUUUUCCCAUACCCUUUAUCUACUUGGAAGUCUACGGGCUGCUCCUGCCUGCCAUCUUGUCCAUCGUGGUCAUGACAGGCCGAGUUCUCUGGAUUACUCGAAAGCAACUGCGUGAAAUUUGUAAGCUUAAUCGAUCUGUGGAACGCAGUGCGACCUCAGAACACGAACAUCGCCUCAAUCUGCGCUACGCAAAGUGCGUCGCUGCUGUCUCGGUCACCUUCCUGGUCUGCUGGGUGCCCUACAUCAUCUACCUGCAGAUUUCUGUCAUGUUGCUUCAAGAAGGUGUGAGGAGAAACUCCUCCCUCAAUAUCAUCCUCUCGUGCACUGGAAUCGGCAGCAUGGCCAUCAUACCCAUCAUACUCAGUCUCACCAACAGGCAGUACACAGAGCCAGUAUGCAAUAUGCUGAUUAAAAUCAGGACUCGUUGUACGAGAAUACAGGAUUUAGGAGAUCCUCCAUGAAAAAUGUACUAUUCUUUUUGAACAGCAUUAUCACAAAUGUCUUCUUUUAUGAGUGUGUAGCAGGAGGCCAGAUUUUGGUAGCUGAAUCAGUAUCUUUACUGAUUCGUCCUGUUUUAUUUCCUUGUCAGGUUGUUAAGUAGCUAGUAUGAUAACGUUCUGCUGCAUUCCAGUACUGGUUUCAAAGUUCCCUUGUUGAAAACUUUUAGUUUCCUUAAUGGUUUCCAUUCAUGAUGUAUGACUUGGGUUUAAUGAUUUGCAAGAAUCCAAUCUUUUUUUGUUUUAAUUACAGAGCCAAAUACACUUCUGUUCAAAAAAAAAGCAACCUUCGGCACACUAUUUUUUCUAUAAACUUAUUCUACAUUAUUGAGUCAGUACAAAAAUGUUAGAUAUCCAAACAUUAGUUUUCCAACACAAAAUUGAAUGUUACAGAAAAAAAAAUGUUUGUACUGUAUGCCAGUAAAGAAAUCAACAUAUUAUGUUAGAUAUACAGUGGCAUGCAAAAGU
This is a messenger RNA of Neoarius graeffei (lesser salmon catfish), 1722 nucleotides long. Its product is annotated as G-protein coupled bile acid receptor 1-like. Gene Ontology annotation, cellular component: membrane. Lineage: Eukaryota; Metazoa; Chordata; Actinopteri; Siluriformes; Ariidae. The transcript is spliced from 2 exons. Gene Ontology annotation, biological process: G protein-coupled receptor signaling pathway. The record is from RefSeq and is a predicted model, not a curated record. Gene Ontology annotation, molecular function: G protein-coupled receptor activity. Bases 178 to 1218 code for a protein of 346 amino acids.